Amphibalanus amphitrite is the source of this 878-nucleotide messenger RNA. Its product is annotated as CHH-like protein. Gene Ontology annotation, cellular component: extracellular region. Gene Ontology annotation, molecular function: neuropeptide hormone activity. Lineage: Eukaryota; Metazoa; Arthropoda; Thecostraca; Balanomorpha; Balanidae. The record is from RefSeq and is a predicted model, not a curated record. Bases 92 to 469 code for a protein of 125 amino acids. The transcript has a single exon. Gene Ontology annotation, biological process: circadian rhythm.
CACCAGCGUCCUGCUCUCCGACCAGCCUCUCUGGUCACCGGACACAGCCGCACAGCCGGUGCCGCGCCGCAGCUCACCGACCUCCGCCAGCAUGUCGCUCUGGACUCUGGUGGCCGCGCUCAGCCUGCUCAGCCUGGCAGAGCCGGGCUCGGCUCAGCAGCCGGUGCUGGGCCGGCCGGCCGAGUCGGCCCGGCUGCCGCUGCCGCCGGCCGCCGCCUCCGCCGCCGCCACCAAGCGCUCGUUCCUGGGCCUGCGGUGCCGCGGCGUGUACGACAAGGGCACGUUCUACGAGCUGGAGACCGUGUGCCGCGACUGUCUGACGCUCUACCAGGAGCCGGAGCUGUACGGCCUGUGUCGCUCGCAGUGCUUCACCACACAGUACUUUGUCGGCUGCCUGGAAGCGCUGCAGCAGGGCAGCGAGGCCGAGCGGCUGGACGCCGCCAUUCGCCGGCUCAGCGGCAGGAAGUAGGUGACGAGAGGAAAGGCGACACGUCACCGGAUCGGCGAGGACGGACGAACAGAGAGACAGCCGGAUGGCAGGACAGACGUCAGAGGGAAGGACGGCGGCACCGCCCUCUGCCAUGGAUCGGCGCGGAGCGCGAGGUGCCCAACGGACGGCGGACCCCCGUACGUUUCGCACGCUUUGGCAGACUGAGUCCCGAACGGUGCCGAAGAGGCGAAACGACAACACACUCGGCACCGGUCGGAGCUGCGACGGGCUGGACGCCGCAGCUCCAGCCAGUCAGCGCUGAAAAAGGAACCUCCGAGGCUGGAUCCUGUAAUGAUGAAGUGUCGUUUGUCUAGUCAUCGCUAGGGAAAGGUGGGAUACUUGGCUCUGCUCUAGUUGCGACUUUUGUGAAAGUUGUGACCUUUAUUAG